AAUCUCCCCUUCCCUCUCCCUUUACCGCCAUUAAUCUCCUCUCCAGCACAAUGAUGGAAGGUUCGAGAUCCGGGAGCGAGCUUUACUUCUUCUUCUUCUUCGCGACCCUGUUCUCCCUUCUCCUGCUUCUGCUCUGUUUCGGCGGGACGGCGGCGGCGGAUUACUACGGUGGCAGGGGGAGCAACAUCGGGGUGAACUGGGGGACGAUGUCGACGCACCAGCUCCCUCCGGAGAGGGUGGUUGAAAUGUUGGUCGCCAACAAGUUCCCCAAGCUCAAGCUCUUCGAGUUCGACGAGCAGAUCAUGACCGCCCUCCUCGAGACCGACAUUGAGGUCAUGCUCGCCAUUCCUAAUUACAUGCUGCGGACCAUGGCGGAGGAUCGCCACGCCGCCAAGGCUUGGGUCGAGGCCAAUGUCACCGACUGGUGCUUCCACGGCGGCGUCAACGUCAAGUAUGUUGCAGUGGGCAAUGAGCCGUUCCUCCAAACGUACAACGGAACCUUCGACAAGUACACCUUACCAGCUCUACGAAACAUCCAGAACGCACUCAACAAAGCAGGGGUGGGGCACAAGGUGAAAGCCACGGUGCCGUUCAACGCAGACGUCUACAACUCCCCUGAAUCCGACCAAGUCCCGUCGGCGGGAGACUUCCGGCCAGAAGUGAAAGACCUAACCCUCGAAAUCAUCCAAUUCCUUCACUCAAACGACGCGCCCUUCACCGUCAACAUCUACCCCUUUCUCAGCCUCUACGGAAACCCUUACUUCCCCGUCGACUUCGCCUUCUUCGACGACGCCACCAACACAAACAAACCCAUCAAAGACGGCGACUUGCUCUACACCAAUGUCUUCGACGCAAACUUCGACACUUUGGUCUGGUCUCUUACCAAGUCAGGGUACCCGGACAUGCCCAUCAUCGUCGGAGAAGUAGGCUGGCCCACCGAUGGCGACCUCCACGCCACUGUAGAGAACGCCAAGAGAUUCAAUCAGGGCCUUCUCAAACACAUUGUAGAUGGGAACGGGACGCCGGCGAGGCCAGUGAACAAGAUCGAGGUGUUCUUAUUCAGCUUGAUCGAUGAGAAUGGAAAGAGUGUGGCUCCAGGGAACUUCGAGAGGCACUGGGGGAUAUUCGAGUACGACGGGAAGCCUAAGUACGAGCUUGAUUUGAAUGGGUAUGGUGAAGAUACAGGUCUGAUUGCAGUCGAUGGAGUGAACUACAUGGAGAGGAGAUGGUGCGUUCUGAGGCCUGAUGCGAUUGAUUUGAGUGAUCUGUCGAAGAGCAUGGAUUACGCUUGUGGGCUGAGCGACUGUACUGCGCUUGAAUAUGGAUGCUCGUGCAAUCAUUUGAGUGUGGCUGGGAAUGCUUCGUAUGCGUUCAAUAUGUACUACCAGAUGAAUGGGCAGAAAGACUGGGGCUGUGAUUUCUCUGGGCUGGGAUUAAUCACCAUGGAGGAUCCGUCCGAUGGGGAUUGCUUGUUUCCGGUGAUGAUUGCCGACGUUGGUAGCGGGGCGACGGCGGUGGUGUUGAGAGUUUGGUGGAGGGUUUUGGUGUUGGUGUUGAUCGUGAUGAUGAUGCUGUGAAUAGAAGAGGAAAGAAGAAAAGAGAAUAGGAUGUUUUGAUUUUUUUUUUCUGGUCUUUGGUCCUCUUUUUUUUUUUUUUGGUUUGUUUGAUGGUCAUUUGGGAAAAUGUUAAUAUACCUCCUCCCUCAUAUUUUUUUUUUUUGGGUAGAGAUUCUUUGCUCCAGUCUGGCCUUUCAUCAACAUUAGAGGAGGAUGAUCAAAUGAAGAAGACAAUGAAAUAAACUGUAGAUAAUGAA
Molecule: messenger RNA, 1813 nt
Organism: Linum trigynum
Lineage: Eukaryota; Viridiplantae; Streptophyta; Magnoliopsida; Malpighiales; Linaceae
Source: the annotation of a GenBank genome assembly